Messenger RNA from Cuscuta europaea, 726 nucleotides. NCBI's taxonomy places the organism in Eukaryota, Viridiplantae, Streptophyta, Magnoliopsida, Solanales, Convolvulaceae. The record is from the annotation of a GenBank genome assembly.
AGAAGCUCUAAGUUCAUCCUCCAUUGCUGCAAAACGAGCUCAAGCAAGGUUGGUCCAAGGAAGAGGAUUGAAGAAGGAAAAAGUUAGGAAAAGUGAGAAGGAUUACGGAACUUGUCUAAGGUAUUCCUAGAGCUUUCACGGAGUUGAAAGAGUCGCCGGAAUAAUCACCGGAGCUAGACAAAGUUCGCCGGAGUUUCGCCGGAGUUCAAUCGGGAGGGUAUAACUUCUUAAAGGUGUCACUAAGGAUAGCUGCACAUUGUAGUAGAAUUAUGAUUGAGGAAGAGGAGGAUAGGGGCUUGAUUCUUGAAUGAGAUAUGGAGGGAGGCGAUGACGAGAUAGAUAUGGCACAUGUGGUUCAACCUAGCUUUUCUGAGUCUCCAAUUACUCCUCCUCCUCCCGAACCACUACUUCAUUGCAGGAGAAAGUCAGCGUUUGACCGCAUCUACUUUACGGUGGCUGCAUCUCCUUCGGCCCAAUUCUGCUCUGCUGAGUUUCCUUUGUUAGUUGCUCGUCAAAUCAAUUCUCUCUUCCUGGUGACUGAUGAUGUCGUGAUUCUUGAUUUAAUUUAUUUCUUUUCUAGUUUGGACAACUUGUUUUCUUCAAUUACCUUUUGAGUAGCAAGUUCAGUAGUGUUGUUAGAUUAUACUACAUAGUUACGAGAUUAGCGAAUUUGUUUGGUCCUUGGAGGCCAUCUAAUUCUAUAUCUCAUGCCAGUGUAGAAUCGAG